Molecule: messenger RNA, 762 nt
Organism: Exaiptasia diaphana
Lineage: Eukaryota; Metazoa; Cnidaria; Anthozoa; Actiniaria; Aiptasiidae
Exons: 4
Coding region: 1-762 (253 amino acids)
Cellular component (GO): membrane
Source: RefSeq, a predicted model, not a curated record
AUGAAGACGACGAUUGCCGUAAUUAUAACAGACGGAGUGCAGACUAGUGGCUCUUAUGAUGUUAUUUCCGCAUCUCAGCCUUUAAAGGACCGUGGAGUGGAGAUUUAUGCUUGUGGUAUUGGAAGUGAUGUUGACCUUUUUGAACUAUACCAAACUGCUUCAAAUCCCAGCAACGUCUUUUCCACGAACACUUUUUAUUCUAUGGAAAGCGACUUUCCACGAAUGAUACGUGAAAUACUAUGCCAAUCAGAUUGCGAUUUUGAGGCAAAUUCGUACUGUAGAUGGUCAAGCGGUAGUGAAGGCGAUAWACCAUUCGAGCUGACCAAUGGUUUACUAGAGGUGAAAGGUUACUCGGGUUCUGGUUACUACGCAUUUGUUAAUUCAAGCAAAAAAGUAAUUUACGAUGAGAAGGCAAUACUGACUAGCCCUAAGUUGGAAUYMCCCCCGAAAUCGAUGAUGUUCCGUUAUUUAAUGCAUGGCAAAGAUGUAGAGACUCUUGCUGUCGUUAAAAUCAUCCAAWAUUCUGRACAAAGUGAAAAGRAWACUCUCUGGGUGAGACAUGGCGAUCAAGGAGACCAUUGGAGAACGGCUUGCUUAWCUCUGGACUGGGAUACUAAUUAUUGGGAUAGGUCUUAUAAAGUAAGUAUGAGUUUAAUGCACUUUUCAUCAGUUAUAACCGUUCCUCAGGUGUAUCAUUUAAAUCAUCCUUUACCAGUUCUUUCCGAAAGUAAAAAAGGCAACAUAUCACUUGGCAAUCAUUAA